This is a messenger RNA of Wasmannia auropunctata (little fire ant), 7146 nucleotides long. RefSeq names its product rho-associated protein kinase 2. Gene Ontology annotation, biological process: mitotic cytokinesis; Rho protein signal transduction; embryonic morphogenesis. NCBI's taxonomy places the organism in Eukaryota, Metazoa, Arthropoda, Insecta, Hymenoptera, Formicidae. The coding region runs from base 1024 to 5166 and encodes 1380 amino acids. Gene Ontology annotation, cellular component: cytoskeleton; cytoplasm. Gene Ontology annotation, molecular function: small GTPase binding; ATP binding; Rho-dependent protein serine/threonine kinase activity. The record is from RefSeq and is a predicted model, not a curated record. The transcript is spliced from 13 exons.
UCACUACCAAUCUCCCCCUUCCUUAGUCACCCGUGUCGACGCUUUUCAUCAAAGUGUGUGUGGUUGACGCUUGCUAAGCUUGCUUGCUCCGUGCGCCACUGCUCCGUUCUCUCGCGACGAUUCUCUAAUUCUCCACGAUCUCCUGCGCCUGCGGACGCGGCAGGACGCGGCAGGACGCGAGACGACGACCGACGACGACGUACCUCCCCUGCUCUCCCCUCUUUCGCCUACCUACCCUAGCUAGCGGCUAGCCAAGCGAAGCGGUAACGCGCAAAGCCUCCUCUGGCAGUGCGAUUUCAGACCGAACACGUUUAUCGUGACGAUCGAUGAUCCCGCGGCAAGGGAUCGACUCGAAAGUGCCGCGGAAGUGCACCUGGUGUUUGCCGUUUCUCUCGGGUCGACCGCGCGACCCGCGCGCACGGAUCCGUCGUCGUGACUGUCGUGAGUCGUGAACGUGACGCGACGCGCGAUCGCGACGUCGCCGAGACGAGAGAAUCUCCGAUUGGAUUUCCGUCGCGCGGAAACGGCUCGCGUUACCGGACUAGAGCCUUAGGUAUUUGCAAGAGAGAGAGAGAGAGACAGACAGACGGAGUAAGUAAGAAGCCGAAAGCGGGAGGGAAAGAGAAAGAAGAGAGUGAGAGAGGGAGGCGGAUUUUCUCUCGGUGGCUUCGACAACCGUAAACCGUUGCAAAUUGGCCGAAUGGCGCACGCACGGCUCAGCUGUACGCAUUAACGCAUACGCCCGUGUGUGCCUUGCGGAAAGAUGCGCCUUCUCCCCGGGGAUUUUUAUUCGUCUGGAUGACGUUGCCUGCCAGCGACGGGACGUAGGGUGAUGUCGUCGGUGAGAAAGUAUGGAGCAUUCAUCGGGCGUCGCAGUUGUUACACCUCAAUGUAGCUCAAGUCGAUGCUACAUUUAGCCUUGCGAUUAGUCUCUCUCGAUAGUCUUUCUAUUAAUGUGACAGAAACAGAGUACACAGAGAGUGUGUUGAGGCACAAUAAUCCAAACUCCUAUAAAAAGGAGAGAUGGAUGCGGUGUGCGACGAAGACAGGCGGAGACGCCUACGGGCUUUGGAGGAGCGUAUCAAGGAUCCGAGAAGCGUCACGAAUAUCGACUGUUUGUUGGACACGGUUCAAGCUCUGGUAACAGAUUGCGAUCACGCGAGCGUAAAACGUAUGAAAAAUAUAGAAGCUUAUAUGAAUAGAUAUGACUCUGUAGCCCAAGAGAUUUAUAAAAUGCGAAUGCGCACGGACGAUUUUACUUUGAUCAAAGUAAUUGGCCGCGGCGCGUUCGGAGAGGUGCAGUUGGUUAGACACAAAUCUACGCAAAAAGUUUAUGCUAUGAAAUUACUUAGUAAAUUUGAAAUGAUUAAAAGGUCAGAUUCUGCAUUUUUUUGGGAAGAGAGAGAUAUAAUGGCUCACGCAAAUUCACCGUGGAUAGUUCAGCUCCACUUUGCGUUUCAAGACCAAAAGUAUCUCUACAUGGUGAUGGAUUACAUGCCGGGCGGGGAUCUGGUCAACUUGAUGUCGAAUUACGAAGUGCCGGAGAAAUGGGCGAAAUUUUACUGCGCCGAAGUGGUGCUCGCGUUGGAUGCGAUACAUAAUAUGGGUUUCGUUCACAGAGACGUGAAGCCGGAUAACAUGUUACUCGAUAGGCAUGGCCAUUUGAAGCUCGCCGACUUUGGCACAUGUAUGAGGAUGGAUGCUGAUGGUUUAGUGCGGUCCGAUACUGCGGUCGGCACCCCCGAUUACAUAUCUCCGGAGGUUCUACAGUCGCAAGGUGGAGAAGGAGUGUAUGGCCGCGAAUGCGACUGGUGGUCCGUGGGUGUCUUUUUGUAUGAGAUGUUGUUUGGCGAUACACCGUUCUUUGCCGAUUCUUUAGUCGGCACAUAUUCCAAGAUCAUGGACCACAGAAACUCCCUGUACUUCCCUCAGAACGUAGAGAUAUCUCACUCAGCAAAGAACUUGAUAUGCGGCUUCCUCACCGAUAGAACAAAGCGCCUGGGUCGCAAUGGCGUCGACGAAAUAAAAAACCAUCCGUUUUUCAAGAAUGAUCAAUGGACCUUUGACAAUCUGAGGGAAUGCGUGCCGCCGGUAGUGCCUGAACUUUCCGGGGAUGACGAUACCAGCAAUUUCGAUGAUGUCGACAAGGAGGAUGGACCAGAGGAGAGUUUCCCAGUGCCUAAAGCUUUUUCCGGAAAUCAUUUGCCUUUCAUCGGAUUCACUUACUCGGGUGAUUACCAGUUAAUGGUUUCUUAUGGCAAGGAAUCCGUAGACGGUCUCGAGAAUCAUGUCAACAAUGGUACUACUGACGAUGUCAAGAUCUCACAGCUGGAGAAUUUGCUGGAACGCGAGAGGCGGCAGAUAGAGACGAUGGAGUCGAGACAAAAGGCACUAAACACGCAAUUGGAAGCGAUGGCAUGUCGAGAGGCCGAGCUGCGCGAGGAAGUUGGUAGGGCGGAUAAGGAGCUGACGCUACUCAGACACAACUAUAAGGAAGCGCAACGCAGAGUAGAGCACGAAACUGAGACUCGUCGUAAGGCAGAGUCGUUGCUAGUAGAGGUGAAGAAAAAGUUUGAUGAGGAGCAGACGAGACGGGCGCGAGACGCUAGCAAUUCACAGCAGACAUCCGAGCGAGUGACGACGUUGGAGAAACAGAUCAAAGAGAUGCAAUGCAAACUGGAGAGAGAAACGGAAACAGUUACGAGAUUGCGCAAGCAAGCGACGGAAGUCACCGUGGCACGUCAAGCCGCCGAGCAAAUGGCCAACGAGUUGCAAGUUGCCAGAGCUCAGCUGCAAGCGCAGCGUGAUAACUUGCAGCAGGAAGUUGCUACUCUUCAGGGCCAACUUUCCAAGGAACGUAGUUCAAGAUCACAAGCGUCAUUGUUGACGGCCGAAUUGGAGACUCGUCUUUCCACUUUGCAUCUUGAGUUAGAACACAGCCAUGAGAAGGAGGAGAAGGCGACUCUGGACAAUAGACAACUGACCGAAAGAGUUUCCGCGUUGGAGAAAGAAGCUGCUAGUUUAACCCUCGAAUUGAAAGCAGCACAAGCCAGGUACAAUCAGGAAGUCGUGGCGCACCAAGAAACGGAGCGUUCGCGCAUUCUUUCUAAGGAGGAAGCUAAUCUGGAAGUUGUCAAAGUGCAAAAGAAUGGAAUUUCCGAAGCUCUACAAGCAAAAUUAAACGAAGAGAAAAGUGGCAGACAACGUGCGGAAUUACUUGCGCAGGAAAAGGAACGUCAAACGUCAAUGCUCUCUGUCGAUUACAGACAGAUACAGCAACGAUUGCAGAAAUUAGAGGGUGAGCACAGGCAAGAGAUGGAGAAAGUCAAGGUUCUGCAAGGCCAAGUUGAGCAGGAGCAACAGAAAAGGAAUGUUCUGCAGACCGAAUUAGGUCAGCAAACAUCCGAAGCCGGCAGGCUUCGCGCUCGCGAACAACAAUUAAUCGGAGAGGUUGCUCAGUUGAGGGAGGCUAAGCGGCAAAUAGAUGAGGAGUUACAUCACUUGAAGACACAAAGGAAUGUCGAUCAGCUACAGACGAAGGAACUGCAGGAGCAAUUGGAAGCCGAAGCUUAUUUCUCGACUCUGUACAAAACCCAGACACAAGAGUUGCGCGAAGAGUUGGAUGAGAAAAUAAGAUUGCAGCAAGAAUUGGAAGAAGAACGUAGCUCUCUGGUUCAUCAACUGCAGUUGUCCUUGGCGCGCGGUGACAGCGAGGCUCUAGCCAGAUCCAUAGCGGAGGAAACUGUGGCGGACCUGGAGAAAGAAAGAACCAUGAAAGAAUUGGAGUACAAAGACGGAGUGACCAAACAUCAUCAGGAAUUAAGCGCGAAGGAACAAGUCAUAAACAGAUUUAAGGAGAAUGAGAGUGAAUUCAAGAAAUCGAUCGAUCAAACUCUGAAGGAGAAAGAAGACUUGAGCAAGCGGUAUAAGGAAUUGCAGGAACAAUUAGGUAAAGCACAGUCAAACAUGGAGGAAAUUGACAAGCUUAGCAGUAAGCUGAAGACCGAGCAACUGUUGAAGCAGCAGGCAGUCAACAAGUUAGCCGAGAUUAUGAACCGGAAGGAUCUUUCGUCGAGCGGGAAAAAUAAGAAUAAAGCGUCCGCCGCAGAUCUGAGAAAGAAAGAGAAAGAUUGCAGACGCUUGCAGCAAGAACUCACUCAAGAGAGAGAGAAGUAUGGACAGCUGGCAGCUAAAUGGCAGAAGGAUUUGCAGGAUUUGCAAGCGCAACUCGUGGAGGAAAACCAAGCGAAGCUGAGGUUGCAAAUGGAACUCGACUCGAAGGACUCGGAGAUAGAAACGCUGCAAAUGAAAGUCGCGUCGCUCAACUCGGAAACUGCAAGUGUCUCGUCUAUAGAAAACGACGACGGUGAAGACUCGGUCCUAUCCGAGCACGGUACGAUGAGAUUGGAGGGUUGGUUAAAUGUGCCAAAUAAGCAGAACAUUAAGCGGCACGGUUGGAAGAAGCAAUACGUUGUUGUUUCCUCCAAGAAGAUAAUCUUCUACAACAGCGAAAACGACAAGAUGAAUGCCGAUCCGGUCCUGAUAUUAGACUUGAAUAAAGUCUUCCACGUUAGAUCUGUUACUCAGGGUGAUGUUAUCCGAGCCAAUGCCAAAGAUAUACCCAGAAUAUUUCAGUUACUCUAUGCUGGUGAAGGUGAAGCGAGGCGGCCUGGUGAUGAGGGCAAUACUUUGCCUGGAGUGGAUUUACCACAACUUACAGACAAACCUGGUACUCAAUCGCUCAAGGGCCAUGAAUUCGUAUCAAUAUCUUACCACAUGCCAACGACCUGCGAAGUCUGUUCCAAGCAACUCUGGCACAUGUUUCGGCCUUCGCCGGCCCUCGAAUGUCGAAGGUGCCGCAUUAAGGUUCACAAGGAACAUUUGGAUAAGAAAGAAGAUGCCAUAGCACCGUGCAAACUGCACUACGAUCCGAACAGCGCCCGCGAGCUAUUGCUGCUCGCGGCAAAUCCCGAGGAUCAGAAAUAUUGGGUCUCGCGACUGUCCAGGCGCGUCCAGAAAUGCGGCUACAAAGCGAACUCGCAUGUGGACGGCGGCACGGGACAGCGCGUCUCACCAAGGGAAUCCACAAGGUCGACCUUGAAGCCAUAUUUGUCGGUGCAACAACGAUCCGCAACAUUGCCAGCGAACGCCAGUAUGGGCAAGUGAUCCUGGAAGAGGCUAAUACUGGCGAUUCUAGAAAGACUCCGCUCUGAUGUCCCACUUUCUUCGAUAACAUCAGUGGGAAUAUCGAGCCGUCGUAAUCAACUAUCACGACCUCGGCGAUUUUAUCUGCACACCUGCGAUGACCGGAAGUAGACUAUCAAUAAUUUCCUAGAUUGAGAGUAAUUGAAAUAGUGAUCGCGCGAUCGUAAUGUUACUAUUUGCAGCUAAGAUUAAGUAAAAAUCCAAGUUUGAGAAGCGCUGGAGAAAACAGGGUUACUUAUAUACCGGGUGAUAGACGGGGAUAUGGUACGGGAAGGAGGAUAGAGAAAAAUAGAACGCCAUAUCCAUGGUCUCUGCACGCCAUUGUUGUUCCCGGAGCGAUAACACAGAGAUCCGUUGUAUUCUUCGAAAUUGCUAGAUCGUUUUAUCGUGAGCGACGAUAAAAUGGUGUAAUAAUUUUUGUACAUUAUUCAUUAUAUUCAUGAUAGACUGUAGAACAUUCUUUCGAAGGAUGAUCGAAUUUCUGUGGUAAUUUUCCUAAUUGGAACUAUACUCGACUUUAUACGCACAUUUCUUACUGCCUUUGAUAAUGUUUAACGGCGAAUCUUGAUGAAAACUUUUAGCCUAAGGCAUGUUUUGGAUGCUUUAAAUCGAAAUUUCAGAAAUUUGUAAUGAAGAGUAUAGUUUUUUGAAAUUGUUUUAUCUAUCUGUCUAUCUAUCUAUCUAAAUUGAUCUAUAUAUAUAGAUAGAUAGAUAGAAGAGAGAGAGAGAGAGAGAGAGAGAAUGUUUUCCGAGAACGUGUGUGUCAGUAGGUACGCGCAAGAAUUUUGCUUUUAACAUAACUUGCGUCUUAGAGCGGAUUUAUGUAACGUUUGAUAUUCUGAGCAAAGUUGGUUUUUUUUUUUUUUUGAAGGUAUAAAUAACUGAACACGCGUCCGAGGAUCAACAUUUUUAUAGAUAUUUUAAGUCAGGCACGUGAAUCGGACAUUGUGACGAAAAAGCAAAGCAACAUUCUAUUUGCAAGAUUGAUCUACGUAUGGCGCGUGGAAGGAGUAUGCGAGUACACAGCGGCAAGUGCCAGCUUGUAUAAUAGAGAUAAUGAUUACGGCUGUAUGUUAAGAAUUUUUAUUAUGAUGAUAUACAAGCUAAUGAUGUCCGCUGUAUCCCGAUAAGAGAGAGUAAGAGGGGGGAGGGGGAGGGGAGAGAAAGAAAAUGCUAAGAGGACGAAUUAAGAAAAUCAUGCAUAAUCAAGAGGAAGCGAUAGAAAUGAUAGAAGCUACGGAAGCUUCGUUAUAUGGUGCCAUAACGGCUUGGCCAUCUUUGGCAUCGAAGGAAGCGAUAAACAAGAAAGCUAGAAAUGAUUUUUGGAAUCGUUUAUUAUUAACGCGUCAUCGCCAUCUGUGUUCUUUCCAAAAUAUCUCCCCGAGACAUCGUGCCGCAUCAAGACUUGUCGGAACGAAGAGAAUCGCUUACAUCGACGCGUUAGUCAACUUUAACUAUGGUUAUGGUUAAUUAGAUACUUUUUCUACAAUUUUAACUUACACACAGUUGCAAUGAUUCUAUGUCUCUUUUCUCUUCCAGAGAUGGAAUCUGAAAAGAGUUUUAUCUAUAUUUCUAAGAGGAUCCAGGAAAAAAUUUGAAACAAUAUUUCAAUUAACUUUGAUUUAUGGAUGAUAACGAUCAAUAUAACGAUAGAAAAAAUAAAAGCAAUAGAAAUAAGUUAUGCAAGUUGAAGCUCAUCAUUUAUUACAGCUAAUUUUAGUUAAUAAAAUUUUCCAUCUGGAUUAUAGCUAAAACUAAAUGAAGAAUGGAGUUGCUAAUUGGAGUUAGUUAGAUAAAAGUUGUCGAUGUACGUGAUUCUGAGAGCUCAGCGAGACGUUUCUCAAAUGGUGCUCCUCCCUGUCCUAUCCAUCUUUUUGGUUUGGCGAAGCAGUGAGAAUGGGUGAGAAGUUGUCGAAAGUUUCCGUUGCAGAAAAAUCGAAA